This is a messenger RNA of Corticium candelabrum, 696 nucleotides long. RefSeq lists its product as uncharacterized. Lineage: Eukaryota; Metazoa; Porifera; Homoscleromorpha; Homosclerophorida; Plakinidae. Gene Ontology annotation, cellular component: membrane. The record is from RefSeq and is a predicted model, not a curated record. The coding region runs from base 25 to 477 and encodes 150 amino acids. The transcript has 4 exons.
GUUAGCCAGCAAACAUUAGCCAACAUGGCGAAGUUUCCGGUCCCUGAGCUCCUGCUCAAACUCGCCGAAAUAAUGUGCAGCCUGCUUGUGUUUGCUCUAAUUGCUGGAUGGGAAAGCAAGGAAACUAGUUACAAAGACCUGCCUGACGAAUACAUAGCCAGGCUAGACUUUGCAAUCGGUGUCGGUGUGCUCGGUUUCCUCUAUGCGCUGUUUAUGACCGUUGCGAUCAUCCUCGACGUGAAAUUCAAACAUCUCUACGCUGUGGAAAUCCUCAGCUCUGUGUUGCUCUCAAUUCUCUUCUUGGCGACUGCAGCUGUGCUAGCAGUUGAUAUAAAUGAGAUCAGCAAGUCAUCUUAUCAAGCAACUAACAACCUGUCAUACACCACACUGGAGGCUGCAGUGUCAUUUGCAUUUAUUUCAAUGGUUCUCUUUAUUGGGAAUACUAUAUUGUCAAUCAUUACUCGACCAAAGUCUUGAACUAGAGACAUUUAGUACAGGGUAUUGUUUCACACAAGUGAUAUUGUCAAAUGUUUUGAACUGGAGCAGUAGACCUGCUCCCAUCAACUGGUUUUGCGUGGCAUAUUUUAGUUUUGCAUAUCAACUAUAUUUUGUCAGUUAUGUCCAUAUAAGUCUAUGUAAGUUGACUAAAUUAAUGAACAAUGUGUGUCAAUGUCACAUUACACAAUGUAAUUAGAA